UGGGAUGCUCGAGCGUACGACACACUCCUUGGGUGUAUUAACACACCCAAAGACUCACAACACUAGCUGGUUCAGUGUGACAAGAUGCUAAGAAGUGCAGUUACUCUGCGCUUGAAUUGGCUUGUAUUUUUUGUUGUUGUAGCCUAACAUUUAAAAACACUUUUAAAAUGUAAGACAAUGUAAGAAAAAUAUUUCACAGCAUUGCUCUUUGUUCGGAUUUUCUUGGUAAACAAUUUACAAGGCUAUGUCUUCUGUCACACGGAAAGAGACGGCAAGAUGCCCCACCGGAGGAAACCGAAGAUACUGGUCCGCAGAGGCACCUCACAGUAAAUCACCCAGGUUUUACACUGAUCCAUUGAGAGCUUCUGCGCACGAGGAUCGUCAAUCCACCAACCGUCCCUCUCCGGAAGGUGCUGGAUCCAAUUGCGAUCUGCAAGGUGGACCGAGCCAAAAAUCGAAUGUCGGCCCUCUUGUAUCUCGGAAGGGACAAUGUCUCGGUUCUUCUGGUCUCUCCAACGAUUCUGGAAUUAAUGCAAAUUCGGUAUCAGAGAGUUGGAACAUGAAGAAGCCUGACCGAAAAGUUAUCUGUGAGAAUUGUACUGUGACUUUGGCUGCGUUGAAGAGACGAGCGACUAGUCUGUCAAUACCAAACACAUUAUCAUGCAAGGAAUCCAGCCUGUCCGCUUUCCUCCAGGACCAUCUCCAGGCCCCCUGCGGAGCCCCUGAGUCCAGGCCCGUGUUGGAGCAGAGAGGCUGCAGACUCUGUGGUUCCCAGCCAGGCCAGUUGUGUCAGGAGGUCAUUCACAUGGUCCUGGACCGCGAGAGAGCCAAGUGGGCCAACCUGUCCGGAGCGAAGCCCUCCCCAUGGUCUACACCCACCACCAGAACCUCCUCCACCGCACCCCCACCACCCCCCAGCCCUCACCUCUCCACCAGGACACACAGACCCUCAGCCCGCGCCCUGAAGACCCCCAACAUGGAGAUGGGUCGCUGGGUGGAGGAACAGCGUCAGCUGGCAGCCACCAUGCCCAUGUCCAUAUCCUGCAGUAAAGAUGUAGAAGGAGUCCCCAUAUUCCCCUACCAGAGCAUGGAGGAGAGCUGUGGAGCCCAGCCAGUCUCCAGCCAGUCCAGCCCCAAGGCCACCCACACGUCCAGAGUCACCUCUAGCUUGGCCAGUUCCUCCGCCAUGUCCUUCCUGGUCAGGGCAGCUCAAAAACUCAACUUGUCGUCAAGGAAGAAGAGUUCAAGCUCCUCUCCCGCCUCAACUCAUCCUCUUCCCCAUUCGCCCCCCUGCUUCUGGGGUCUUCUCAAGAAGUCUCCUCCCCCCUUCCCCACCAGUCUCCUUCAAGCCCCCCACAGAGUUAAAGACUCGCCCAGCGCUGGCAAGGUCAAAGUGGUGCUUCGAAUGUGUCCCUCCUUUUCGCCUGACUCCUCCUCGCCGCCCGUUCUCAGAGUGGACCCCUUCAAGAGAAGGGUGAUUGUGAUGGAUCCAGUCGCCCAACGCUCCACACACACACUGACACACACACACGCACAGAUGCUGGCCACGCAAGCCAAGGUCCUACCCAGGACCUACACCUUCGACGCUGCCUACCCUCUGGACUCAGCCCAGACGGAGGUGUGUGAAGGCAUCUUGUCUGAUGUCAUCCGCUCUGUGGUCAGGGGGGCUGACGGCUGUGUUCUGUGUCUGGGAGAUGAUAAAGAGGGAAGGACCUACUCCAUGCUGGGGAGUGAUGAGAGCAGAGACAGCCUAGGGAUCCUCCCCUGUGCCAUCGCCUGGCUCUAUGGUCUCCUGGAGCACAGGGCUGGGGCUGGGGCUGGGUCCAGCCUGGUUGUGUCUGUGUCUGCCGUUGAGGUCUGUGGAGAGGAUGAGACAUUGAGGGACCUGCUGUCUUCAGUUGCUUCAGGCAAAGUUCAGGACAGCCCAGCCUCGGACAUCCAUCUGUAUCAGGACCCCAUCUAUGGAAUGCAGCUCCGUAACCAGCGCGUGAUUCAUUCCCCCUCUGCCGAACACGCCGCCUCCCUUCUGGAUGCAGCCAUCGCCUCCCGCCGCCAUGGCGCCAGGGAGAUGAGCGGUGACAUCACGGGGGUCCGCGGCUCACACAUGUUCUUCUCCCUCCACAUUGGACGGGCUCCGGCGGACAGCAGCUGCAGCAGAGUAGUGGGGGGUUACAGCAGGUUGACCCUGAUAGACCUGGCCAGCAGAGUAAAGAGGUCUGGAACAGCCUCGGACGGCCCCACUGCCCUGCCCAUGUCUGAGCUGGGGAACACUCUACUGGCUCUGCUGAGUGGCAACAAGCACCUUCACAACAGAGACAGCAGGCUGAACAUGCUUCUCCAGGAGUCUCUGGGGAACGUGAACUGCUGCACCACCGUGGUCGCUCAUGUCUCUGACUCACCUGCACACCUACUCCAGAGCCUCUCCACGAUCCAGACUGCCACACGCAUCCGCAGGGCACAGAAGAAGGCCAAGCAUUCUACUUCCUGCUCCCCUGAUGGGCGGAGCCUGAGCAGAGAGAGGCGAGGCUGUCGUUCUUUAUCGCUCCGAGCCUUCCACUCCACGAGCGAAGUGGACAUAGACCCGCCCAUUCUCCGUCUCCACGGCGACCUCGACGACCACUCCAGCAGUGACCAGUCUUGUGAUACAGUCAUCCACGUUAACUCUGAUGGUUCUGUCCAGUCCAGCCAGGACCGGACCCAGGGCCUAGUGGAGUUUGUUCCCAUCAUUCCCUCCCUCCAUCAGGGGAAGACCGAGCUGGAGGACUCAGAGCUGGCUACCCUCCUGCAGGAGCUUCUCAGCUUCUCCAGGCCAGAGGUGGAGAAGAAGAAGAAGAAAAAAGAGCAAGAACAGGAACAGGAAGUGACCAAACAGGAAGUCCUCUCAUCUCAGGGAGAAGGGAGCGAGCCUGAGAGAGAUUGUCUGAAAUGUGACACGUUCGCAGAGCUUCAAGAAAGACUGGGCUGCAUCGAUGGCAGGGAGACUGGCCCCUCCACACUCUCAUCAAACGAACCUGCCGUUAAUAUCACAACAGAGUCUCACAAGGACCUGAGCCAGACAGAAACCUCAUCCGAGAAACAAUCCUCCUCCCUGGAUGUCAGCCGUGGUGAGAUCAGUAAUGAGGCCCCAGCCAGUGAGAAGGUGUCGGAUGUCACUUUCCCAGGAGACAGCUUCCAGAGGGAGGACUCGGGUCUUUAUGACUGUGAGGAAGGCAGUGCAGCCAGCUCCAGUGAAGACCAGCCCAACCCCCCAGGUCCUCUCCUCCACCACACCCAGAGCCCCCAUCUCAACGCCAGCCUGCCUCCCCAGCACCAUGAGGUGCACACCCCCAUCAGCACCACCACCCCCAGCUCACUCCCUCUCACCCUGGAGCCCCCAGGAAGCAAAGAAAGCUCUGAAGGUACGGAUUGGCUGAAACCUGAGAUGAGGAUCUCACCAGCUGGCAAGAGCUCCCCCCUGUCCCCCUCCUCCCUCUUCUCCCCCACCACGCCCUUCUCCACCUCCUCCCCCUUCCUGGCUACCAGCGUUCUCUUGGGGGACAUCCUACCCCAGCUACCCACGGAGGAGGUCAGGGAGAUGAAGGCCACCAUCACGGUCACGGUACAGCAGCCACUGGACACGACCGGUCAGGACGAGCUGGUGUUCACCAUGGUCGAGGAGGUGACCAUCACCGGGGGUCUGGAGAGAGGGGGUCGCGGGGCCAUUGUCAGGACCAGGACUGCCCAAUCAUCUGCUCCGGUUCAGGGAUCUACUGGCACUCGACCAAUCAGGAUCAUCAGUAACGUCAGUGCGGAUCUUGCCGCUGACAGGUCCUUCGUCAAGGCUGUGGAGCCUGCUGUUGAUCAACUGGCUGUUGGAGAUGUGACUCCCACACGGCCUCGCCAGAGAGCAGAGAGGAGGGCCCUGCCUUCCUUCAUCAACCCAACACUAAGCGACCUGACAUGGGCUGGUGAUGUCGAGCUCAGUCACGCAGGGAAUCCUAGUGGAAGCAUCGCAGGAGAAGAACCGUUGUCUGGACUGCAGCAAGAAUGCAGAAAGGGGUGGUCUACACAGACGUCUGGAGCUGGGGUUGAUGCAACUCCCGAGAGAGACCACAGAACAAAGACUUGGAGCAUGGGUAGAGGCUGUGGAGAUGCUGUUUGUCAUUAUGACACACUAGAGAACAAAGCCCCAUGGAAGACUCACAACUCAGACAGGACCCACUGCAGAUGCAGAGAGCCACUUCACUCCCCCAGUAUCCCUCGGAGGUUUGGGAACUGUAACAUCGCCGCAGAGAACCCACCAGGGACUCGGUUACCUGGUUACCCGGUUACCGUGCCAACUGCCUUGAAAGCAGCAAGCCUGCCAAGGGGCUGCCAUGAUGUGACCCAACCAGAGAGUCACGCUGGCAGAGGUGACUGUCAUGUGACCAAGGACUUCAGGGACGGGAUGGCGUCAGCCUUCCCUUUCAGCCCUGGCGCGACCCUGGAGAGACACGCUCCCAAAUCGCUGUCCCCUGCUGGGCAGCGACGGCGUAAGGACAGCUUCCCCUCCUCCCCUGGGAAGAAACACAACAACACGGAGCACAGGCAGAGAACCGGCAGCGGCUGGGGUAGCCUGGCCGACAGCCCCCUGUCGGACCAGCCAAGGCCAUCCAGCCUGAGCGCGAGUCCAGAUCCAAGGAGCAGUGCUGGGAGGGUGAGGUCUCCCAUGGAGGAGAGCAGCAGGCUGUUCAGUGCCAAGCUGGAGCAGAUAGCCAGCAGGACCAGCUCCCUGGGCGGCUCCUCCCUGGACGUCCACACCCUGGACGGAGGCAGCAGCACCACCUCCGUCAGCUCCAAGGGAAGCCACGAGGGGGAAUCAUCCUCCCUCUCGUUAGCCCAGGCUAGCAGGAGUCCGCGGAGGUCUCCCAGGUCCAGCGACCCCUCCGCCUCCCCGGCUCAGUCCCCCAAACCCGGCCGGUCCCAGCUCUCUGCCGUGGGGAAGCUGAUGAUGUCCAGCCCCAAGGUGCGCAGGGUCUCUAGCCCCAGCAGCAGGAACCUGAGCUUCUCCCCCAGAGCCCUGCGGCAGAGUUCCAACCGGAGCACCAGCCUCUCCCCGGACGCCAAGGCCCCCGAGCGGACGCCGCCCUCCUCGCCGGUGGCCGCACGCACCUGGAGCCCGCGCCAGACCCAGAGCCCGCGAAGCAGCUCCACCAAGUCUCCUGUUCACAUCAUCAACGGGCGCAUCUCUGAGAUCCUGCAUUUGGGCAGAGACUCCGCCCCCAACCCCGCCUCGAACUCCGCCUCAGGAGGGAUGGACUUGGACAAGAUGGCCGCUUCGCCCUCCAGGUCUCCGGGAGAGGAGCUGACCUCUCACCCCUCGGCCCUCCCGGUGCCCUCGCCCUACAGCCGGGUGACGGCUCCCCGCCGGCCCGGCCACCUGAGCGGGCACACCAGCGACGCCACCAGCGUGCUGAGCGGGGAGCUGCCCCCGGCCAUGGGCCAGACGUCGCUGCUGUACAACAGGAACAGCGUGGUGAGCAGUGGCUACGAGAGCAUGGUGAGGGACAGCGAGGCCACGGGGAGCAGCGCCUCCAACAGAGACUCGCUCAGCAGCGACCGGAGCUGCUCCCUGAUCAGCGUGUCGGCACGCAGCGGCCGUUCUGCGCGGAGAAGGGGCAACGCAGGCUCCCACCCACGGCGUCCGUCCCAUGACGCGUCCCUGUCCCUGCGGAGGUCUGCCAGCGGUCCCAAGGGGCGCUGGGUUGACCGGGGCAUCCCUGAGGCCUACGAGAUCAAGGUCUACGAGAUCGACGAUGCGGAGAAGCUGCAGAGACGAGGGGUGCCAGGAAAACAGGUGAGGGAUCGGCAGCUUCAGCGCCAAGCUGAAGUUCGUGGAGCACCGGCAGCAGCGUAUCUCCCAGGUGCGAGCUCGCUACCACAGCCUGAGGAGGGAGCUGGAGCUGGCCAAACACCACCUGAUGCUGGAGCCAGGUCGCUGGAACCAGGAGUUCGACCUGUGGCAGACGUUCGAGGUGGACUCCCUGGAGCACCUGGAGGCCCUGGAGCAGGUGACGUCCCGCCUGGAGCGCAGGCUCAGCCUCUGCAAAGCCAGCGUCAUGAUCGUCACCUGCUUCGACGCCGCCAGCAAGCGCCGGACCAAGAAGAGACGCCGCGGUCCGCCGGAGCUGCCAGGCUUCGUGGGAAUCUGAACCGACGACGUCUGCUGGUGUUUUUGUGAAUAGGUGUAGGAGGACAGUCUGGAGGAGAGACGGGGGGGGGGGGGGGAUCAGUUUUCUUAGUUUCAGGGUUCAAUGUUGGAUACAAGCAGACCAGUGGUAUCCUUUAAAGUCUGUUUGGGGCUAGAGGGUCUAGUUGUGGAGAGAUUAGCUAACCUAGACCUGAGCCCAGGGGCUUGUUCUCCCUGCAGUGUCUAGAGAAUAGAGAAAGUGAGAAGUGAAAGAGUAUCCCGAACACAGACAAGUUUUGUACUAUUUUUGGUGCUCAUCUGACUUCCACUUGAAAAGAGUGUCUAACGUAGUCCAGUUGUGAAAAGUGUUUGGAAUGUAGUCCAGCUGUGAACAUGUCUCUUUGUUACCGUUGUGUGAGAAGGGAAUGAAAUCACUGUCUUCAAAAAAAACACAAAGCACUUACUGAAAUGGGGACUUGAAUGAUGUAUGCUCUGACGCAUUAGUGAUCAAUACUCACUGGUUUGGAAAAGGAUCAAUGUAAUCAGAUACAGUACCCACACAUGUAUGCAUUUCAUGCACAAACACACACGCAGAUUCAAGACCGAAAACGAUACGAACACACACACACACACACACUAGCUGGCUUGGUUGUGAAUUGUAUUUAUAGCAUGCUUGUGAACUCUGUAAACUUCACUUCCUCAUAUCUGUAUGUGUAAUGCUGUGCAUUCUUCAGCUUUCAAAAUAAAAAAAUUA
Osmerus eperlanus (European smelt) is the source of this 6902-nucleotide messenger RNA. RefSeq names its product kinesin family member 26Bb (gene kif26bb). The record is from RefSeq and is a predicted model, not a curated record. The coding region runs from base 245 to 6199 and encodes 1984 amino acids. Gene Ontology annotation, molecular function: microtubule motor activity; microtubule binding; ATP binding. The transcript is spliced from 16 exons. Gene Ontology annotation, biological process: microtubule-based movement. NCBI's taxonomy places the organism in Eukaryota, Metazoa, Chordata, Actinopteri, Osmeriformes, Osmeridae.